AUGAGCAAGGGAAUUGACAUCUCCAGGAAAUGUGAUAAAACUUGUCUGGAAAAUAAAAAUGUAACUGUAGAGAGUGGGUUGGUAAAUGGUCUUUCUGAUUAUGGUUACAUCACUCACCAGAGCGAUAAUGGAGUUCCUAUAACUCAGCUUGGAUACGGUGCAAAGCGUAUCCAAAACAUAGAAAACCGUAGUAUUCAAGAAGUGACUGUUUACUACUAUGAGAAGUAUGAAACGAACCCAGAUAUAAUAAAUAGGCCUCUUUUCCUAAGGGUGUAUUACGGAGGAAUGCGUUACCUCUAUAAAAGUAUUAUCACUGGAAGUAGCAUAGAGUGGAAUGACAUUACUUCUAAUUUUGGUGGGAUUCCAACGGAGAACAAAACUACACCUAAUUUCACUGAAAAAAUAAAGGUACAGACAUGUGAACUAUAUAGCCCUCAUUCUGUUGACAUUUAUGAGGACCGGAGUUAUUCUUGCCCAUGCGAAAGUAUAAAUCUGAAUGUAGAGAAAUCUCUUAAUAAGGAUGGAAUAAAGGGAUAUAUCAGUUACCUUCACAGGUAUGAAGAUACUAUAACAAGAGUCAGAUAUAAGGGUGCCAUUCUUAAAUGGAAAGGUGAAGGUGUUGAGGAUGAGGAAAUUCCACUUAGCGAGGUCAUUAAAAAUCUAACAGUAUAUUACUGGGACCAAGACAAAGAUCAUAGAAAGGGACCCUUACUCAUGGAAGUAUACGUCGGAGUGAUACCAGUUCUAGUAGGUAAUAAUGGAGAAUCAGACAACGGUAACUGGACUAUGAUAGGCAUAGAACCUGUAUCCAAGGAUAACCUCCAUAAACAAAAGUGCAAGCUCUUUAGACCAGUAGAUAUAAACGUCUCAGCAAAAAGUCAUUACAAUAAUGAUUACUGUAAAAAUGAUAUGGGAAAUGAAUGUACUAAUGAAGUAACGGUGGAAAAUCACGAUGGUCCUACACCAAAGGGAUACGCUGCUCUUAAGCACACCUAUGGGAAUGGUGAGGAAGGGGAUAAGAAGACAUUUACAGUAACUGGUUUCAAAAACGGUUCCUUUCUUCAGGAGUUAAUUCCUCCACUAUGGAAUGUUACAAAAGUAGUAGUCUUCCUCACCUCUUGUGCUGGUCCUAGUGACCCAGCUUCCAACACACCUCUACUGGUUUACGUUAAAAAAUCUGAUGAAGGAACUAAAGAGACUCACAAUUGGUACAGUAGGACAAGUAGGGACGGUAGUAAGUGGACAGAAGAAGGUGACCUAGAAGGUAAUGAUCCACAGACAGCUUAUAAGAAUGGUUAUCUUGUAACAACUCUGAAUAGGAUUAAGAGCGAGCUAAGUAUUGAGUGUCAAGAAGAUAUCCAAAGAGAGCUUAAAAAGAAGAAACUGGAAGAGGCUGAAGCACAAAUACAACUAAGUCAAUCUGCUUCUAUUAGUGGUAGUAGUGCUAAAGAUGGAGAGCUAUGUAAAGCGAUCGGUACCAUUCUAGGGCUUGGAUCAAUUGCAGCUGCCGAAGUAGGACUAGGCGUUACGAAGGAACUUCUUGAAUGGGCUGAUGAACUUGGACUAGAUGCAUCAGCUUUAGCUCUUAACCUAGUCGGGGAGGCUCUUGGACUAGCUAAUAUCGUUCUUGCUAGUGGAGAUAAAGAAGAAUCUGAAAAAGAAGCCAAACCUCAUGCCUCUGUUCUUGUUGAAGGUGCUAGAAGUAGUGUUGAAGUUAGUAGAGCUGGAGCUCCUCAACCUGAUAACCAAGUUAAUAAUGAUCAUGAUAAAGCUUCUGGUAUACCUAGUGGUCCUACUCCUAUUCUUGCUGGACCCACUACUCUUGGAGCUAUUGAAGUACAAGACGCUGGUUCUGGAGUUCAAGAAAAAGGUGCUCCUGGCACAGAAAGAGAAACUGGUAGUAGAGGUAGUGUUGGUCAGGCUGGAUCUGAAGGUGGUUCUAGAGAUAGUGAAGCUGAUACUGGUGGAAGAAUUGCUAGUCCUCCUGGUAUAAAUAGUUAUCAAGGUGGCAAAGGUGAUGGAACUGAAAAAGGCUCUGGUGAAGGUGGUGCUGAUGGAGAUGAGCAACCUACUGACUCUGCACAUCUUAGAACACAAGAUGUUAAUCAAGAAUCUAUUGUAGAUUCUAACCAAUCUAAUGUCUCAUCUGACCAAACUGAUACUACUUCCAUUGUAACUCCUAGUGGUACAGUCCCUCAAACUACUGCUUCCGAAGAAGAAUCUCGUACUGAUCAUCCCACUUUUAAAGGAUCCCCUGUUCCUGGUGCUAAAGCUGCCACUCCUCGUACUGCUACUACUACUGUUGCUAAUGAUGGAUCUCAUCCUGAUACCUCUGAAACUACUCAACCUUCUGGAGUUCCUGAAGGACAAGGCCUUCCUGCUACUUCUUCUGAAGGUAAACAUACUACUGAUGCUCCUGGUUCUACUCUUCCUUCUGAUUCUGAAGAUCCUACUACUCCUGCACGUUCUACUGGUGGACUUCUUGAAGUUCCUGUUGUUGCUAGUAUAGCUGGAUAUUUCUUUGCUGGUUCUGCAGGAGCUGGUGGUCUCACUGGACUUGGUUGGUGGGCAUUUAAACGUUCUAGAGGAGAUCCAUGGGUUAUACAUGGAUAUCCUAGAGUGUUUAAAGAAUGUACCAUAUUGAGUAUGCAUAGACUCUUCAUAGUUAUCACCAUUCAUCCAUAUUGCCCAUUCUGCUCAGACCAGUUGAGACAUUAA
This is a messenger RNA of Theileria equi strain WA, 2718 nucleotides long. RefSeq lists its product as hypothetical. The record is from RefSeq and is a predicted model, not a curated record. The transcript has a single exon. Bases 1 to 2718 code for a protein of 905 amino acids. Lineage: Eukaryota; Apicomplexa; Aconoidasida; Piroplasmida; Theileriidae.